This is a messenger RNA of Prunus armeniaca (apricot), 540 nucleotides long. NCBI's taxonomy places the organism in Eukaryota, Viridiplantae, Streptophyta, Magnoliopsida, Rosales, Rosaceae. The record is from the annotation of a GenBank genome assembly.
AUGUUUACGAAUGAACGGAGGCAAGAAGAGCGAACUGGAAGAUCUGGAACUCCAAGGCUGCAAUACCUUCAGGAAUUGGUUUCUCAAUUUCAGAAUACAACAGAUGAUGAAGAGACAAAAGAGAAAGUUGUUGCUAAUUUGGCCAACUUUGCUUAUGAUCCUUACAACUAUGCCUUCUUGCGGCAGCUCAACGUGUUGGAACUUUUUGUGGACUGCAUAACAGAACCGAAUGAGAAGCUGGUGGAAUUUGGUUUAGGAGGAAUCUGCAAUUGCUGCGCCGAUCCGGCAAAUGCCGUAGUUAUCACUCAGUGUGGUGGGAUCCCUCUUGUUAUUCAAUGUUUAUCAAGCCCAGUUAGAAACACUGUGAAUUAUGCAAUUGGAUCACUUUAUUAUCUAUGCAACGCAUCUAACAAGGGGGAGAUUAUGAAGCCAGAGGUGGUUGAUGUCAUGAAGAGAUAUGCUGCAGCUAAAGAAGUGAGUGUCAGUUUCAGUAAUCUAGCCAAGGCAUUUUUGGACAAACAUGUUUCUGAAACUGCUUAG